GAGUCAACGUGUGCUGGUCUUAAAACUUCAUCUAUUUCGGCGCAUGUAUUGCUAUAUAGCUUUCCGGCGAGAAGUUUUAAAGCAUUAAUAGGAAACCCCCGAAAUAUAAACAAUAUAGUGCUGCAUCAAAAGAAUUUCGUGAAUAAAGUGGAUAUGGAAGAAACAACAACGAACAUCCCUCGUGGCUGGUUCGAUGAUACGACUAUGCCAGCUUCUACACUAUGGCAUUUUCACCUAUCCCCUAAUUCCAUUAUUAUUUUCUGCGUCCAACUGUUGUUGUCCGUGAUGACCGUCGGCAUGAACCUGUUGAUUCUGAGGGCGUUUCACAUCGACAAACGGUUACGUACCUACUCCAACCAGUACAUCCUGAACAUCACCAUCUCUGACCUUCUAGUGGGGUUCGUUAUGGCCAUUCGGUGCUCAAUUAUCCUGAGCGACACAUGGAUCUUUGGGGAUGCCCUCGGAAUCAUAUUUGUUGGUGUCCAGAAUAUAGUUCUUGGAGUAUCAGUCUUGGGAAUUAUUGCUAUUUGCUUGGACCGUUACGUCGCGACGUAUCAUCCGAUUCGCCAUUUCCAACGUAAGAAAAAGAGAGUAGCAUACAUGGUCAACGCCAUUAUCUGGAUGGUGUCAAUGGCCUUUUGGUUACCAAUUUCGGUGAUCUGGGACUUUGUCCAACCACCUGCACCGAAGGAUGAAAAUGACCACUUUGCUCCUAAUUACGGUAAUUACAUUUACUCUACUGUGGCGCUUGCAGUUUGUAGAUUGGCAAUUCCAUUCAUCAUCAUCGCGACCCUUUAUCUCAAGAUUUAUAUCCGAGUAAAAGGAUCGGGAAGCAAGUAUCUUUCAAACAAAUUUGAGUUAAAGACAAAAGAGGAAACAAGGGAAACGAAAGGAAAUACCGUGGCGACGAUACAAUGUCCACUAACUAUAAAUGCAAAGAACUGCGUGGCAAACCAUGAGAAUAACAAAAUUGCAAACGACAACGCAGUCGACGAUGCCAAAGAUAUAUGCAGCCGGAAAGCUUCUGCAAGAGGACAACCUUUUACGUUAAAUGAUACCGCGGUUCUUCGACAAAACAAUGUCCACUCGAGUUCAGCUAACCAACUAGAAAAACAAGGCGACGCCACAUCAAUGCCAUCGCGUUCAAAGGGCUUCUCAAGAAGCCGAAAAGAUCCCAUUUCCACUCGUGACAACCAUAAGAUCAUGCGGACACUCACCUUCAUCACGGCUGCCUUCUUCAUUACUUGGCUACCCAACAGUAUUAAUGUUAUUUAUAUCUAUGUGGCGUCCAACAAUCCGGUCUUUGCUGAAAUUUCCCGCUGGGUGACUUACCUCAACAGCCUUAUUAACCCGAUCUCCUAUGCUAUGGCUCAACCUCUUUUUCGUGAAAACAUUCUACGGAUUCUGAAAUUUCGACGAUAACAAAAACCAACAAUAAGUUCUCAAGAAAUGUUCUGUUAUAUAGCAAAAAAUACUAAAUUGGUCUUCAGAACGCCAAAUUAGGAAAUUAGCAUACCUAAAAGGGGUGUGAUUUUUCUUUUUCAUGCUGUUAAAAUUUGAAGUUGUAAAGUUGAAUAAAAGACAAGAUACAAUGAAUUUCUUUGACACUAUAAUUUGCGAACUGCAGUGUCCAAAUCUCACGCUUGAGAGUACCCUGGACGUCAAAACUUGUUUCCUCCUUUUUUUGUUUUUUAAGAGAUAUUCUUUUAGGUUUAUUGUUGAUCAAUAUUGACAAGUUAUUUUAAAGCUUAGGAUGUCAUUUUUCAAGCUUAAACAUAUAUUUGUAAAUAGUUGAUGUUUCUUUUGGGGGUGUCUGGCAUCCAAUUUUCUUUUCGCAUGCUUAUAUUAGAUGGCGUAUGAUGGGGGUGGGCUUUGGCUAUAAACCCCAAUUAUAUAUUUUAGCAACCACUGUAUUUUUGGUGACUGGUAGGCCUAUCGUGUUUUCGGAAAAAUAAUGAAAAAAGUUUGGGAUUAAAGAAAUAAGGAAAUUGAAUCAUGUUAAUGAAUAUGAUAAACGUUUGGUGAAUAACAUAAUUGUGAUUUCUUAUUUAUAUGUUGUGACUUCUCCAAUGGCCUGAUAAAAGGCAACAUGAACUCUAUAAAUUGGCAUUUACUUAGAGCGUUUUGAAAAAUGUUGAUAUACGCAAGGAAUGUAAUGUACCAUCAGAAUAUUUAUCAUCAGAUUAUUUUUGGUAACUUGCCAUUUUGUCUUCACCCACUUUGUCUACUUUCGGUUUGGUCUCAUCCCACAUGGUCUAAUCCAAGUUUGCUUUUCAACCAGGGGCAUGUUGCAUAAAACCUUUUUACCUUAGAAAACUCUGGUAAAAACUGAAAACCAAGGUUAGUCUGAUUUUUGCCAUUGACUUUAACACAGGGCAAAAACUCCGGUAAAAUCAACCUGAGUUUUCUCAGGUAAAAAGUUUUAUGCAACAGGCCCCAGAUCAUCUGGUAAUGAUUCGAUAGGAGCAGCCCAUGUACCACUUCUCAUUUCCAGCUAUAAUAUUUGGAUGGCCGCGAUGUGUUUAAUAAUUCACAUGGCCCUGUGAAGCGGGGGGUGCUGCGUGUAUUAUUAUCCAUUAUCGAACAUCUGUCAAACUUUUUUCCGAGUUUUGUUCAGCUUGUCUUUGGUUAUGCUUAAUACCAGGGGUAAAAUUCGACUCAAUCUUUACAUCAAUAUAUUCUUCCCAAGGAACGAAUCCAUUCAAUAUUACUUGUAUUGCAUGUGCAUUUGUGGAAAGAUGGUUCUGAAUUUUAGGAACGUUUUUGGUUACUUUUACAGUUUAAUUUCCGAUCAAACCAAGAAGUGAAUACUUAUAUAAAACAAAACAAUUACAUACAGUGGUGCUCAAAAAUUAGUGAACCCCACCAGAACAUGUUUAAAGUGUUCAAGUUCUGCCAUAUUUUACAUAUUUAAUUGUGAAGUCAGGUGAAACAUUAUAUUCAAUAAAGUUUGUUCCUUUGGACUCGCCAAACAUUGUACAUGUAGUGUUGUCUACAUUCAACACUCAGCAUGAAGGAGUGCAUUUUGUGGUGGGGUUCACCAACUUUUGAGCACGACUGUAGCUGGAUUGACGUAGUGCUCAUUCGAGAGAAUAAAUAAGUGCAACUUACAAAAUAGAGAUGGUGGCUUUCUAGAUAUUUUGAAAAUGAGAGUAAUCAAAAUGUAUUAUAAUAAACUCAUGCAUUUGCAC
Molecule: messenger RNA, 3191 nt
Organism: Lytechinus pictus (painted urchin)
Lineage: Eukaryota; Metazoa; Echinodermata; Echinoidea; Temnopleuroida; Toxopneustidae
Product: muscarinic acetylcholine receptor M1-like
Exons: 2
Coding region: 154-1422 (422 amino acids)
Biological process (GO): adenylate cyclase-activating adrenergic receptor signaling pathway
Cellular component (GO): plasma membrane
Molecular function (GO): dopamine neurotransmitter receptor activity, coupled via Gi/Go; G protein-coupled receptor activity
Source: RefSeq, a predicted model, not a curated record